AGAGCGCUGAGAGGAACGGAGGAGCGUGAACGCAACUUCCCAAAGAGGAUGAUUUCUUCUCUCUUUUUUUUUUUUUUUUUUUUUUAAUGAUACAUAUUAAUAUCAAUCAAUAAGUCUCGCUGGCCUCUCUGAUGAGUGCAAUCCAGAGGGAGUUGACGGUGGCGCGCGCGGCAUCGGCGAGGGGCGACGAUGGGCACGCGCUCGGCUGAAAGCAUCAUGAAGCAGUCUUUGUGGAUCCUAACUUUGCUCGUCACUUUGCCGCCAGCGUGGUGCGUUCGCUUCUCCCAGGAGCCGGCCGACCAAUCUGUGGUCCUGGGCGAACGAGUGGUUCUCUCCUGCGUGGUCUUCAACUACAGCGGCAUCGUCCAGUGGACCAAAGAUGGCCUGGCGCUCGGGGUCGGCGAGGGUCUCCGAGCGUGGCCACGGUACAGAGUGCUGCGGGCUCUUGACACGGGCCAGUAUAACCUGGAGAUCUCCCGCGCCGAGCUGUCUGACGACUCGUUGUAUGAGUGCCAGGCCACAGAGGCCGCCCUGCGUUCCCGAAGGGCCAAGCUCAACGUCCUCAUCCCGCCUGAGGACCCGGUGGUGGAGGGCACCCCAGAGCUGCUGCUCAUGGCCGGCACGCCGCACAACCUCACCUGCGUCACCCGAGGUGCCAAGCCGGCCGCACACAUCCAAUGGAUCAAGAACGGGAUGCUCGCCGAAGGCGCCCACCAGUCCACGGAGGUGCUGCCUGACCGGAAGAGGGUGACCACCAGAAGCUACCUGCCCAUCGUGCCGUUGGACAUCGACAGCCACAGCAAUUUCACCUGUGUGGCCAGCAACCCGGCUGUCCCCAUUGGCAAAAGGGCCAAUGUCAUGCUCAACGUGCACCAUCCACCGACGGUGACUUUGUCUAUUGAGCCUCGCUCGGUUCUGGAGGGCGAGAGGGUCACCUUCACCUGCCAGGCCACCGCCAACCCGCCCAUCAUGGGCUACAGGUGGGCGAAGGGUGGCGUGCUGCUAGAGGGCGCCAGAGAGAGCGUAUUUGCCACCACGGCCGACCACUCCUUCUUCACCGAACCUGUGUCCUGUCAGGUCUUCAACGCGGUUGGCAGCACCAAUGUCAGCAUCCUGGUGGAUGUACACUUUGGACCCAUCCUGGUGGUAGAACCCCGGCCCAUCGCGGUGGAUGUGAACUCGGACGUCACACUGAACUGCAAGUGGUCUGGAAACCCCCCGCUUACCCUGACCUGGACCAAGAAGGGCUCCAACAUGGUGCUUAGUAACAACAACCAGCUGUACUUGAAGUCAGUGAGCCAAGCGGAUGCCGGCCAGUAUGUGUGCAAGGCCAUCGUGCCGCGCAUCGGCGUGGGUGAGACCGAAGUGACGCUCACGGUCAAUGGCCCACCCAUAAUCUCCAGCGAUCCAGUCCAGUAUGCUGUCCGGGGUGAACGAGGCGAGAUCAAGUGCUACAUUGCCAGCACACCCCCACCGGACAAGAUCGUGUGGGCGUGGAAGGAGAACGUCUGGGAGAAGGAGAAAGGCACGCUGAUGGAGCGCUACACGGUAGAGCAGAGCAAGCCGCCUUUGCAGGGUGGAGCCGUCCUCUCCACACUCACCAUCAACAACGUCAUGGAAUCAGACUUCCACUCGCCCUACAACUGUACCGCCUGGAACUCCUUUGGGCCCCGCACCAUGAUCAUCACCCUGGAGGAGACCGACAUCGUCCCGGUGGGCAUCAUCGCCGGGGGCACGGUAGGCUCGUCCAUUUUACUGCUCAUGCUGCUCCUGGUUCUUGGCUUCUUCUUCUACCGCCAACGCAAAGGCAGUGAGUUCCUCAUAAAGAAAGCAGCUGAAGACAAGGUCAUAGAGGAGUUACACUGGGUAAAGCCGAUAUCAAAGUGGAGACAGUCAACAAGGAGACACAUAGUCUGGAGGAGGAGGCAGCCAACGUCUCCACAGCCACGCGCAUGGUCAAGGCCAUGUACUCUUUUCUGCCCUCUGUCUCCCUCUCUCCCUCCACUCAGCCCUUCAAAGACGAAAUGGACCUCAAGCAGGACGUGCGCAGUGAGAGCGACACGCGUGACGACUACGAGCUCAAGGAUCCAACAAACGGCUACUACAACGUGCGAGCGACCACCCACGACGAGGCUCGCCCUCAGUCACGUGCCGUCCACUACCAGGGAGACUUCCGUUCCCAGAAUCCAAGCAGUGGGGCGGGUGGAGGCGCCGUAUCUGCUGCCGCAACUGCGGCCACAACUGCGGCCCCCACCGGCGCUGUCCCCCCCAGCGGAGUGCCGGGCUCCCGGGCCGGCUGCUAUGACCCGCGCCCCCCUUCCCGCAUGUCCCACUCUACCUACGCCCAGUUCAGCACCCUCUCCCGUACAGCCGCCACCCAGCAGGCGCCGCCUAAUCUGCCCGGGGACUACCCGGGGGAAUGUGGAUUGCUGGACGGCACCACACAGCUGGCCUACGACAACUACGGGUACCCCUCGCAGUACCACGGCUAUCGCGUGGCCUUUGCACCGCCCAUGGAGGAGGGCCCGGCCUACGAGAUGCACCCCACGGGACCAGGGAGGGGACCCAGCAAGCAGAGCCCUGAAGUGGAGCUCGGGAAGUACGGCACCGCCACCCGCUUUUCGUACUCGUCGCCCCCUUCUGACCACUCGCAGAGACACACACAGAGAAUGCAAACUCACGUGUGAAGGCAAAACCACGUGCGUUGUCGUUAGCAAUAUGCAUGCUAGUCAGCGCUAACUACAAUCAACAAAGAAGAAGAGCACUUCCGACCAAUCAAUCGCCUUUUUGGGGAACCUAAACUUUGACUUUUAUCCUGGUCAAAAUGUAUUUUGGGGUCCCUGAAGACGAGUGCAGUAGUGCUCCCAAAACCAGUUUCGCCUAAUGACGCGAAAUUAAAAGACCAUGUUUGUCAUGAGAAGACGUAUGAAAAAGUCUCAAGGACCUAUGUCCGAAAUUGAAUAGGAAGUCGGCCAAUACGUGUUAAAGCGGCCAUUUGGGGGGUGCCUCGCCGCCUAGCAUACCUCCACCUUUCUUUAGCCAUUAACAUGAAAUUUGGUGAACAGGUCUAUCAUAACAGGAUGAACGAAAAAGUCUCAAUAGCCUUCAAUUUGGGUUGAAGCGGCUAUUUGGGGGCGAACUCCUACCAGGGACCAUGGUGCCUAGUAUACCUCCCGCCACCAGUUCCACCGAUCGACAUGAAAUUCAGCCAGCAGGUCUGUCUUGACAGGAAACACAAAAAAAUUCUUGAAGAUUCAUGUCUGACAAUAAACAGGAAGUCAGCCAUUUUGAGUGAAUUCGUAAUAAUGACUAGGGUGCAUAGCUCAAGUCUAAUCUAGCCUAGUGUUGGAAAAAAUGACUGGCCACCAGUCUUUACCAAUCAACACAAAAUUUGCUGGACAUGGAAGGAAGUCUGGCAACCAGUUCAGGGUGUACCCCGCCUCCUGCCCGAUGACAGCUGGGAUAGGCUCCAGCACGCCCGCGACCCUAGUGAGCAGAAGCGGCUCAGAAAAUGGAUGGAUGGAUGGAUUGCUUGAACACAGGUCUCCGAGACUAGUGUUUCCCUACCUUUAUUGCGUUAAGGCCAAUUGUACAUGAUAAUAAUUUUACAGCACACCGCCAACGAAAAGUUCCCAGUUUGAAUACUGAAAUAAUGAAGAACUAUCUCAUUUUACUCCAAACAUAUUGAGUAUGGAAUCUGGGACAGGUUAAUUGAACACAAAGCUGAAAUACUAGCAGUAAGCCAUGACUUAUUAUUCUGUUGUAUGAAUGGCAACAAAUGGAUACAUGUGUUUAUUGUACCUUCUGCCAUCCAAAUGAAGAGCAUUUAAUUGCUCUGCCUGUCACUCUACGUCAUUGGCAUACAGUAGAUAGAUGAACCAAAAUAUGUUUAGAAUUAAUUAAAAAUACUUUUCAGGCAAAUUACUGUAAUGUAAUGUAAUGUACUGUGUAAUUGGAUAAUACACUAAAAUCCCUUGAUGUUCUCUCACAGCACACUAGUGUGCCACGGCACCCUCAUUGCGAAUUACUGUCCUAAACAGAUGGUAUCCAAGACAGAUGGCCAGAUGCGGGUUGGCCAGACACGGGUAUCUUAGACUGGUAGCCGGACGUGACUACCCUGGACAGAUGGGCUUGUGUCCUCGCCAGAUGGCUGGAUGUGGGUUGCCAGGAAGUAGGUACCCUGCCCAGAUGGUCGGAUGUGAGUUGGCUGGACGCAGGUAUCCUAAACAGAUGGCCAAAUGCACGUUGCCCGGAUGCGGGUAUCUGUGACAGAUAGCCAGGCAUGGGUAUCCUGGCCAGAUGGUCAGAUGCGGGUUGGCCGGACGUGGGUAUCCUAGACAAAUGGUUGACACUGAAUUGUAAAGCUUUUCCGCCAGCUCCGUCUAAUGUGGGCGUUAAAGUUUGACCAUUUUGAGUGUUUUCUGGGGAAAAAAUGGGUGUGCUAAAAGGGGAACUAAAGCCAAUUUUGGGGGGGCAAGAAUAAGUUGUAUGUUCCCCCAAUAGUCAAAACACUGUAUUCUGAUUAAUAUUGCAUCCAUGGAAUAAUAAUUGAACAGAUUAAUUAAUAAUGUUUCAUCCAUCUCGGGGGGCUGCCAUGUUUGGCAAUAUCCUGCUCUGCUGUCAUCCGAAAUUAACAUCACAACUGAUCUUGCAUUGGGAACGUCACGUGACCAAACCCAGAAAACCAGUUAGCGGACUGCCGGUGUAUGCUGUGAUAACAAGCAAAACUUCGGGUUGAUGACAUGAUGGUUUGAUAUUUGAACAAGUUUGGGUUCAAACCAUCAUAUCAAAAUGAUGGUUCAAAAUUUUAGCAAAUUUGGGUUUAAAUCAUCAUUUCAUCAAACCUUAAUUAUGUUUGGUCAUGUGACGUUUGCAUUGCAAGCGUGAAAGCACUUGUUACUUUAAUCUCGGUCGACGACAGAGGGCGAUGUUGCCAAACAUGUCAGCCCUCUGAGAUGGAUGAAAAUUGAUGAAUUAAUCUGUUUAAUUCUUCUACCAUAUACAUAAUAUUAAUCAGUAUACCGAGUUUAGACUAGUUGAGACACGUACAACGUAUUCUUGCAACAACAACAACAAAAUAAAAAAAUUGGGCUUUAGUUCCCCUUUAAUAUAGAAUUCAUUGGUUUCAUUUGGACUUUUUGUACAAACACAAAGCAACAUAUCUUUCCAUGCACUGCAGCAACAUGGCAGCUUCUCAACAACACAAAAACCAGUGAGGGGAGUCUCUUCCAGGACAGGUAGCAAAGCGUCGUGCUAAUUUUCUACAGUCAUGACGCAUUUCGAUGGUGACUUUUUAGUCCAUUUUAUGACUUGGCAGUUUGUACAAAAAAAAGAAAAAUACCUCCACACCCUGGAUCCUCAAGUAUCAAACAUGUUUGUUUCUCGUCACCUGCACAGUAGAAUAGUUGUUGUUUUUUUUCAUAUUUAUACAGAAAGUGGGGGGAGGGGAAACUGCAUAAAAAUAACAUUUUAUUGUAUUUUUAUUUAAAAAAAAAAAAAAAAAAGAAAAGAAAAAAAUAAAUGUGGCCCAAAGGUUCACAUUUUUGUGUGAGGGGCACUAGAUUUCUGCAACGGAACAUUUUCGCCAGGGAUGGAUGACGUUGAAUAUACAGUGAAGGAGGUAAAAGGGGGGGGGUCUUUUUUUUUUAGCCCCUCAGACCAUCAAUCCCCCAUGACUGGAAUGCCUUUUAUGACAACAUUCACGUGAUGGAUUGGACAACAAGCGACUGCUCGCUUUCAACGGUGGAGUUUUAACAUAUCAAGGUGAUGCUGCAGAGGCUUCCCUGGAGCUCGUUUUGGUACUGUAAACAUGUAAAUGACAUGUAAACCACGGGUCAAUAACGUAAACAUGUAAUGCUUCCUCACUCCAGCAAAAACAAAACAGUGGUCUUUGUUUUAUGUUGUUUUCCUUGUUUUCUUUGCUAUUUGUGAGUGACUGGCUUUCUGUGUUCACUGCUAGUGUGCCAUACAGUACACUGUAUAUUGAGUUUAUGCUAAGCCACAGCCCCAAACUGCAGACUGGGCCAAUCACAGUGCAGCACAGAACAGCAGUCCGACAUUUAAUCAAAUGAUAAAAUAAAAAAAUAUAUUUGUGUUCUGUAAGAAAAAAAAACAACAUAGCAUUUCAAGUUAGGGUUCCAAAUUAAGGUUUCAAGAUAGGGUUUCAAAUUAUGGUUUCAAGCCUUUAUUAGGGUUGCAAGUUAGACUUUCAAAUUAGUGUUUCAAGCCAGGGUUGGCAUUCCAAAUUGGGGUUUCAAGUUAAGGUUCCCUGAUUAGCAUUUCAAGGCAAGUUUAGGAGUUCAAAUUUGGGUCUCAAGUUAGGGUACCAAAAAAGGGCUUCAAGCCAGGGUUAGUCUUCAGGUCGGGGUUCCAAAAUAUAGUUUCAAGCCUGUAUUACAGUUUCAAAUUAAACUUCCAAAUUAAGGUUUCUAGCAAGCCUGAAGGUUUCAAGUUAACUUUCAAAUUAGGGUUUCAAGCAAGGAUCGGGGUUUCCAGUUGGACUUCAGAGUUAGGGUUUUAAGCCAGUAUUAGGGUUUCAAACAAGGAUAAGAGUUUAAAGCUACGGUUAGGGUUACAAAUUUGGGCUCUAAAAUACAGUAUGCUUUCAAAAUGUGUUAGGGUUUCAUGUUAGACUUCCAAAUUCGGGUUUCAAACCAGUUAGGGUUCCAAAUUAGAUUGGAGUGUUUCAGUGUUCAGGUUUUAAAGACCAGGUUAGUGUUUUAAAGUAUGGGUAAAGUUCCAAACUGGGGUUUGAAGUCAGUGGUAGGGUUUCAAUUUAGGAUUAAAGCAACAUGUUUUUUUUUGUUUGUUUGUUUGUUUUUUAAAUAUGUCUGACUGAAGUCUGCUGAUCUUCCCUCCAAAUGUCAAAUCGCGACAUUAAGGAUCAGCACUUUAGUUCUCAACAACAUUUUGUCAUUUCCUCUCAGUAAAAAAUGUCAACAACAUCCCUGAUAUUAUAUGUAGAUUUUUUUUUCGAUACUGUUUGUUAUUUCAUAUGAACAAGUGGGCUUCAAAGUCGACCCAAAUGAGAAUGGGGACACGCGCUCACGCUGAGCCACCAGCGGAUCCACUAGAUAUUUAUUUGCACUUGUCCGGUGCCAAAAGGCUCAGAGGUGGCCGACAUGUACGUGUGUUUACUGCCUGCGUGUGUGUGUGUGUGUGUGUGUGUGUGUGCGCGCGCGUGUGUGUGCGUGUGAGUGAGUGAGUGAGUGCGAUCCGAGUUUCAAUGUGGCUUGAAAUCCUUCCCAACAGCUGCAAGAAGAUGAUCUGAAAUUAUCUUGACUGAUGUUUUGACCAAAAUCGCAAUUAAUCACAGCUGCGUUGCUAGCGAAGUGACAUGCUAACUUAGUCUACAUUACGAAUACACGUUUUUUGUUCCUCUGCUUGUUAGAGAAAUCCAAUAAUAACUUUUUGGAAGUGUUCAGCAUCAUGAAAACACAAGGAACUGAGGCACAAUAGUUGCUAGCUGAAGCAUGAAAAAGACGAAGGAAGGUUGGGGAGUUGCUAGCUGAAUGGCUUGCCAAGUUGGUCUCCACGGCGAUUAGCUUGUUGUUUUUUCCCGCUUGUUGACUAGAUGACCUGCUAAAACAAAAGUGUGUUCAGUAGCAUGAAGAAAAAAAAAACAUGAAGAUUAAGGCAGGAGACUUGCUAGCAGAAUGACUUGCUAGCUAGACAGCUUUCUCCCAUAUAUUUUAUUUUCAUCUGAUUGUUAGAGAGACUCACUUGUAACUAUGUGGAAGAAUGUUCACGAGCAUGAAAACAGAACUGAGGCAGAAGCGUUGUUAGCGGAAGCAUAAAAACACAAGGACGAAGGAAAGUGAGAGAGUUGCUAGGGACUAGCUUGCUAAGUUAAAACAUGCAGCAAUCACAAGUUUUCCCCCUGGUUGAUAGAGAGACGUACUGGAAACUUUUUGGGAAGUGUUCAGCAUGAAAAAGCAAAACUGAGGAAGAAGAGUUGUUAGUGGAGCAGCUUGUUAACUUAGUUUACAUGGCUAUCAAUAGUUCUGUUUCCUCUCGUUAUUAUCUAAAUGAUCAGCUAAGACUGAAAGAGUGUUCAGGAGUAUGAAAACAUAAGGACGCAGGCAGGAGAGUUACUACCAUAAAACUUGCUAAAUUAGCAUACAUGCUAAUAACCGGUGUUGAUUCCACUGGUUUGUUAUCGAGACAUUCAGUUCAGUUCAGAAGCAGGAACACAAAAACGAAGGUAGGAGAGAGGACUUAUUAGCUUAGUCCACGCUACACUUAUUCUACAGCCACAGUAUGAAAACACGAAGGAUCGCAGGAAGAAAAUUGCUUGUAACAGCUUUUUCCAUGAUUUCAGUCUUCCAAUUUCUUUAACAGCCGGGGAAAACAAUACAUUUUAAUGCUAACUUAGCUUGCCUCUCCGCUAGCAGCUCUUGUCUCAAAAAAUGACAGUGGAUUUCUUGAGUGAGGCAAGAAGUGUUCGUAGGAGUGUUUUAUGUAUAGAUAUUUACAGUAUAGAUAUAACCUUCAUGGUCCACUUUAGUUUUUCAGUGAUGUCUGCACUCGUUUGAUAUUUCACAAUGUAAAGUUGCCUUUUUUUUCUCAUCGUUUUAUUAGCAAAUUACGUUAAGUGUUUUUUCCAUGCUGCAAAUUGUAUAUUAUUUUUUCACACAAUUCCAGAAAAUAAAAGGAUUUCAUAC
This is a messenger RNA of Phyllopteryx taeniolatus (common seadragon), 8663 nucleotides long. RefSeq names its product kirre like nephrin family adhesion molecule 1b (gene kirrel1b). The record is from RefSeq and is a predicted model, not a curated record. Bases 190 to 2739 code for a protein of 849 amino acids. Lineage: Eukaryota; Metazoa; Chordata; Actinopteri; Syngnathiformes; Syngnathidae. Gene Ontology annotation, molecular function: cell adhesion molecule binding. Gene Ontology annotation, cellular component: cell-cell junction. Gene Ontology annotation, biological process: cell-cell adhesion. The transcript is spliced from 16 exons.